This is a messenger RNA of Malaya genurostris, 1069 nucleotides long. It is a transcript of the gene Mob3, whose product is annotated as MOB kinase activator-like 3. Lineage: Eukaryota; Metazoa; Arthropoda; Insecta; Diptera; Culicidae. Gene Ontology annotation, molecular function: protein kinase activator activity. The record is from RefSeq and is a predicted model, not a curated record. Gene Ontology annotation, cellular component: nucleus; cytoplasm. Bases 205 to 939 code for a protein of 244 amino acids. Gene Ontology annotation, biological process: signal transduction; positive regulation of protein phosphorylation. The transcript has 4 exons.
UUUGUCAGUUUUCUCCGCAGUUUCUUUUGAGCGAAGAAAUCGAAAUAUGUAAUGUUCUUUUUGUUUACUUUUAACUUUGACUAAAUAUUUUCCGUCAGUAAGGCUUCUUUGCGCAACUGAAGGGAUUUAACCGGAAGUGUGUCAGCUCGAAAGUUUUCUGCUUAUGGAAAAAUGGGAACUAUAACCAAAUAAAGACUUGCCCGGAUGAGCUGGAUGUAUGAUGCGGAGGAAGUUGAACACUUCAGGAAAAUUGCUACCUCACAGAAAAAAAUCCCAAAGAUAAUGGCUCUCAAUGGCUUUCUGGAGUUCUUUCAACGGGAGAAGACUUUUCGUCCAAAAAAGAAGUUCACCCAAGGAACCAUACGAUAUUCACUACACAAGCAAGCUCAUGCCAGUUUACAAUCGGGUAUCAAUUUGAGAGAAGUGGUUAAACUGCCUUCGGGUGAAAAUAUGAAUGAUUGGCUAGCGGUUCAUGUAGUGGAUUUCUUCAACAGAAUUAAUCUGAUUUAUGGUACAAUAUCAGAAUAUUGCAAUGUUACGACCUGUCCAACGAUGAGCGGUGGCUCCAAGUACGAAUAUCUAUGGGCCGAUGGGGAAAUCUUCAAAAAACCGAUUCAACUACCUGCUCCUAGAUAUAUAGAGCUGCUAAUGGAUUGGGUGGAGAAUCAAAUUAACAACGAAGCGCUUUUCCCGGUAUCAACUGAUGUGCCAUUUCCGAAAUCUUUCCCCAACUUAUGUAAAAAGAUAUUGGCUAGACUGUUCAGAGUCUUCGUACAUGUUUAUAUUCAUCAUUUUGACCGGAUCGUCAGUAUUGGAGCGGAAGCUCACGUUAAUACGUGCUAUAAACACUUCUACUACUUUAUUCAGGAAUUCGAUCUAAUGUCGGCAAAAGAACUAGAACCGCUCGCGACGAUGACUGCGCAUAUGAUCAAGGAUUAAAUAGCAUGCUAAUCAGAAUUUUGACAAAAUCUUAUUAAAAUUUACUAAUAAUGAAAUUGUAUGCUAAGUUUGUAAAAUAAUUUGUUCAUGCAUUGAGUGAAGAAUAAAUUUAAAAUUAGUAGAAAAUAUC